Messenger RNA from Chenopodium quinoa (quinoa), 1626 nucleotides. Its product is annotated as zinc-finger homeodomain protein 4-like. NCBI's taxonomy places the organism in Eukaryota, Viridiplantae, Streptophyta, Magnoliopsida, Caryophyllales, Amaranthaceae. The record is from RefSeq and is a predicted model, not a curated record. The coding region runs from base 732 to 1466 and encodes 244 amino acids. Gene Ontology annotation, cellular component: nucleus. Gene Ontology annotation, biological process: regulation of developmental process; regulation of DNA-templated transcription. Gene Ontology annotation, molecular function: DNA-binding transcription factor activity; transcription cis-regulatory region binding. The transcript has a single exon.
UUUUUUUUUUUUUUUUUUGAAUAAUGAUCAGAUAAUAUAUAAGUACUUAUAAGAUUGUUAGUAAAAUGUUAUUCAAAACGAUACACAUAUAUAACAUAUAUAGGUCCAACACUUGAGAAGUCCAAUGAUGCACCACAUUUAAGGCAACAAUAAACUAAUACUUUGUAUAAUUACUCACUCAAAUGUACUUUUAAAAAUCUUUUGUUAGACUUCAAUUUACCGUUCAACCAAACACACUUCACCUUAACUAUUUAAAACUCAGUUUUACAGAAUAUUAUUUUUUAAAGUAAAGAGAAAAAGACCUAACUAUACAAGAAAAGAUGGUGCAAAGAAAAAAAAAAAAAACAAGAAAAAAGAAGCAGGAUUGACAAAGUGGCACAUUGUUGCGCCUCUAUAGACCUAGUGCAUGCUAAUGAUAACUAAUAUUACAAGCAAAGCAAAGAAGUCUCCUACUCUCAUAUAAAACUAUUUCAUCUAUACCAGCUAUUUAUAUCUAAGACAACAUAAAACAAUAUAGUAUAGAUAUAAGUGUACUUGUAGUUAGUUACCAAGUAAUAAGUACUUCGUAUAUAUAUAUAUACAAACCCAAUUCAAAACCAUAUAUUAAUAAUCACUUCCAUUAAUUUCUUCUUCAGUUUUUAUACAUGUUCAAUUAUCCAUAUACAAAACCAGCUUUUGCAUUAUUACAUCAAAUUCAUAUAUCUUGUUAUUAGAGCAUACGAGAGAAAGUUAUGAGUGACUCAAGCACUCAAGCAGGUGAUGAACACAACACUAUUCUAACUACAAAGAAAUAUGAAAAUGGUCGUAGCAAUUCCAAAGAGAUGAUGAUACUGUACAAGGAAUGCCUUAAGAAUCAUGCAGCUUCCCUUGGAUCCCACUCCACCGAUGGUUGUGGCGAGUUUAUGCCCCCCUCCGGUGACAACGACGCUUUUCUGUGCUCAGCAUGCGGCUGCCACCGCAACUUCCAUCGUAAGGAGGAGGUGGAGGUAGCCCACGUAGGCAGCAACAAUUAUACUUAUUUAUCAUAUUACCACUACCAGCGUAAUACUAGUAAUAUUACCAAAAAUCAAGUACAAGAAUGUCAUCAAGAUAAGGUUACUGCCCUAACAGCAAGGCACGGGUCCCACAAUAGUCCUAGUCUAAAUGUGGGGCCCGCGGCCACGCCAUCAGAGAAUGAUGGGGAACAAAUAAUGGUAGAAGGGAUGAAAAUGAGUAAGAAGAGACAUAGGACUAGAUUUACAAAUGAACAAAAAGAGAAAAUGUUGGGAUUUGCUCAAAAGACAAAUUGGAAGAUACAAAGGGUGGAUGAAGGAUUAGUGCAACAAUUUUGCCAAGAGGUUGGGAUUAAGAGGAGAGUGCUUAAGAUUUGGAUGCACAAUAACAAGUACCUUUUUGUUAAGAAAGGCACUAACUCUACUCUUAAUGAUCAUGAUGCUAGUGAUUCCUCUGAUAAAUUAAAUGAGUAAGGCUACUUGGUUCUUUAAUGGGUUAAAUCAUUCUACUUUCUAACUUAGCUUAGAAUUCUUUCUUUUAAUUACCAUCUAGAAUCCUUGUCACUCUUUUUUAUGCUAUUAUAUUAUCUAGAUGUUUUGUCUAUAAAUAAGAUAGUUCAAAAUGAUUUUGUUA